AUGAGGAUGCUGAUGAUAUGGGAAUUCGUUAACGAAAUAGUGCACACAGACAGUGAGGACAAUAUCGACUGGGAUCUCAGCUCUGACAACAAACACAACAAAGACAUCGAAGGAAAUAGCAAUAGCGAUGGCGGUGAUGGGAAUGACAGUGAUGAGGCUGAAGAUAACAUACCUGACGAACGCGGUCUGCCAAAAUUGGUACCCUGGGACCGUCCAAUAAACCGCGAACAUGAGUACGAUCAUACACCUGAGAACAUUGUAAACGGAUGUAUCGGGGAGGAAGAACUGCAUCCGCAUAGAAAAUUUCCCAAGCUAUGCUCGGGUAAAGUUGUAUUGCGAUACUCUUGCUGCCAAAAUGGGAGUUGUUCUAUGUAG
This is a messenger RNA of Sphaeroforma arctica JP610, 375 nucleotides long. RefSeq lists its product as hypothetical. Bases 1 to 375 code for a protein of 124 amino acids. The transcript has a single exon. Lineage: Eukaryota; Ichthyosporea; Ichthyophonida. The record is from RefSeq and is a predicted model, not a curated record.